Molecule: messenger RNA, 969 nt
Organism: Dioscorea cayenensis subsp. rotundata (Guinea yam)
Lineage: Eukaryota; Viridiplantae; Streptophyta; Magnoliopsida; Dioscoreales; Dioscoreaceae
Product: enoyl-CoA delta isomerase 2, peroxisomal-like
Exons: 1
Coding region: 37-831 (264 amino acids)
Biological process (GO): fatty acid beta-oxidation
Cellular component (GO): peroxisome
Molecular function (GO): enoyl-CoA hydratase activity; delta(3)-delta(2)-enoyl-CoA isomerase activity
Source: RefSeq, a predicted model, not a curated record
UUCUUUUUAUAUAUAUAUAUAUAUAUAUAAAAGACAAUGUAUAACCUGAUGGCCAAAUCAGAUCCGUUCAUCAGCGACGACCAAACGAUGUGCAGUCUAGAGAAGCGCGGUCCGAUCUUCGUCCUAACCCUAACCGGCGACGGCGAUCACCGCCUCGGCCCCGACGUCAUCGCCGCGAUCCGCGUCGCCCUCGCCACCGCCCGCAAGGAGGCCCUCUCCACUCCCGACGGCGCAGCUCUCGUCACCACCGCCCAGGGCCGCUUCUUCUCCAACGGCUUCGACCUCGGCUGGGCCAACGCUGCGGGCUCUCCCUCCGCCGCCCGCGCUCGGCUCGAAUCCAUGGUCUCGCUUUUCGCCCCCGUUGUCGCCGAUCUCCUGACCCUGCCGAUGCCCACCAUCGCGGCCAUCACCGGCCACGCCGCCGCAGCGGGGUUUGCGCUGGCGAUGAGUCACGAUCAUGUGCUGAUGCGCGAGGAUCGAGGGGUCGUGUACAUGAGCGAGAUGGAUCUAGGGUUGCCGUUCCCGGAGUACUUCAUGGUGCUGAUGAGGUCGAAGAUUGUGGAUCCGAGGACGCUGAGAGAUGUGGCGCUGGGGGCGAUGAAGAUCGGGGGAAAAGAGGCGAAAGAAAGGGGGAUCGUUGAUCGGGUGUACCCGGGACCGGAGGAGACGUUGGAGGCGGCGAUGAAGCUCGGGGAGCAGCUCGCCGGUAGGGGAUGGGUCGGAACCGUCUACGCGGAGACGAGGAGGGCGGCGUUCCCGGAGCUCUGUAAGGCGGUGGUGGGUGUGGAUGAUGAAGAGAAGGAGAAGGUCAUAGCCGCCUCGAAGCUCUGAUUGGAUGUACAACGUGGCGACUUGUGAUUGGCUAAUCGUACUUUUUUUUUUAAAUUUUUUUUUUUUACAUACUCUAGAGGAACUACGAUGAGAGAACUGAGAAUCAUAUAUGGUAAAAAAAAGGGUGGAGUUUCCAUU